AGCUGGUGCAUCCGCAUGGUCUCCAGCCCGUGGUUUGAACGUGUCAGUAUGAUGGUGAUCCUGUUGAACUGUGUGACCCUGGGCAUGUACCAGCCCUGUGAGAACAUCGACUGCUCCUCAGACCGCUGCCAAAUUCUACAGGCCUUUGAUGCAUUCAUCUACAUCUUCUUUGCUCUGGAGAUGGUUGUAAAGAUGGUCGCCCUGGGAAUCUUUGGUCGUCGCUGUUACCUCGGGGACACGUGGAACCGACUGGAUUUCUUCAUCGUCAUGGCAGGGAUGGUUGAGUACUCGCUGGACCUGCAGAACGUCAACUUCACUGCCAUUAGAACAGUGAGAGUGCUUCGCCCUCUCAAAGCAAUUAACAGGGUGCCAAGUAUGCGCAUCCUGGUGAACCUGCUGCUGGACACUCUGCCCAUGCUGGGUAACGUCCUCCUCCUCUGCUUCUUCGUCUUCUUCAUCUUUGGCAUCAUCGGGGUGCAGCUGUGGGCGGGACUGCUGAGGAACCGCUGCUACCUGGAGGAGAACUUCACACUCUCCACAGGCAUCAGUCUGCCUCGGCCUUACUACAUGGCUGAUGAGGAUGAUGAGCGGCCCUUCAUCUGCUCCCUGCCGGUCGAUAACGGCAUCAUGUCUUGCUCUGAUGUCCCGGCUCGCCGCGAGGGAGGCAGGACCUGCUGCCUGGACAAAGACGACGCCCUGUACCGACAGUCGCUGGGCCUGAGCCCCGAGCCUCUGGCCAACGGCAGUGCCAGUGUAGCAGGGCUCUGCGUCAACUGGAACCAGUACUACACCAGGUGUCAUACUGGGCACAGCAAUCCCCACAAAGGAGCAAUCAACUUUGACAACAUUGCCUAUGCCUGGAUCGUCAUCUUCCAGGUGAUCACUCUGGAGGGCUGGGUGGAGAUCAUGUACUAUGUGAUGGAUGCACAUUCAUUCUACAACUUCAUCUACUUCAUCUUACUGAUUAUUGUCGGUUCCUUCUUCAUGAUCAACCUCUGCUUGGUCGUCAUCGCCACGCAGUUCUCAGAGACCAAGCAGAGAGAGCAUCAGCUGAUGCAGGAGCAGCGGGCACAGUGUUCAUCCUCCUCCACCCUCGCCAGUGAACCUGGGGACUGCUACGAAGAGCUCUUCCAGCUGGUCUGCCACGUUCUCCGCAAGGCCAGGAGACAAACUGUCGCCCUUUUCAACACCCUGCGGGGGAAACCUCGUGGGUUUCGGGGUGUCGGAAGAGGUAGAGUAGGAGGAGAAGGGAGGGAGAGGAAGGCCAAUAGACAAAGAGGACGUGAGAGGAAAGCAGUACUGAGGCACAGUUCUCCCUGUCCCCACCAUAAUAAACCCGACCACACCUCAUCCACUGAACCCAUGGCCCUCACAGCCCCCUCCGCCUCUGAUGGCUGCCCUCAGUGUGCCGCGGCCCUGUCGCUCUCUGACGGCGAUGGACCAGUUCGCAGCGCAGCCAGCGGGGAAGCCGAGGAGGGAGCUGUGGAGGAAACGGACAGGGAUGGGGCCCAAUCUGAUGGUAAGGAGAAGGGCAAGAAAGGCCAGGGCGGUGCAGGGAGCCAUAAGGGGUGUAAUCCUAAAAAGCAAUGCAAGGAGCUGUGGCACGAGAUGAGGUUGAAGCUGUGGGGCAUCGUGGAGAGCAAGUACUUCAACCGAGGCAUCAUGAUCGCCAUCCUGAUCAACACCAUCAGUAUGGGCAUUGAGCACCAUGAGCAGCCAGAGGAGCUCACUAACGUUCUGGAGAUCUGCAACAUCGUCUUCACCAGCAUGUUCUCCCUGGAGAUGAUCCUCAAAAUCACAGCUUUUGGUUCUUUCAACUACUUGCGAAACCCCUACAAUGUCUUUGAUGGAAUCAUCGUCAUCAUAAGUGUAUGUGAGAUCGUCGGCCAGUCUGAUGGCGGUUUGUCUGUGCUGAGGACCUUCAGGCUGCUGAGGGUGCUGAAGCUGGUGAGGUUCAUGCCAGCUCUGAGGAGACAGCUGGUGGUCCUCAUGAAGACCAUGGACAACGUGGCCACCUUCUGCAUGCUGCUCAUGCUUUUCAUCUUCAUCUUUAGUAUCCUGGGGAUGCACAUCUUUGGCUGUAAGUUCAGUCUUAAGACGGAGACUGGCGAUACAGUACCAGACAGGAAGAACUUUGACUCCCUCCUCUGGGCCAUUGUCACAGUUUUCCAGAUUCUGACCCAGGAGGACUGGAACGUGGUUUUGUACAAUGGUAUGGCAGCUACUUCACCACUUGCCGCUCUUUACUUUGUGGCCCUCAUGACCUUUGGAAACUACGUCCUCUUCAACCUGCUGGUGGCCAUCUUGGUUGAAGGCUUUCAGGCAGAGGGUGAUGCCAAUCGUUCUUAUUCCGACGAUGACCGCUCCUCCUCCAACUUUGACGAGAGUGAGAAACAUGACUCCAUAAAGUUGUCCGACCCAAGGAUCUGCACCUUGACGCCCAACGGCCACCUGGAGCUGGGAACUCUUUUGGGACCCAGGGGAUCCUACUCCUCAGAGAGGCGGAGCUUCACCAUCGAGUCCAGAAAGAACAGUGUGAUGAGCCUGGGCAAGAGCAGCCUGGAGAGACGCUCCCUGUCUUUGCGCCACGGCCGUAGUUCCAACUACCACAACUGGGGACGUCCUCUCCAUCCGCAGUCUGCAUGGAGCCGCAGGUCCAGCUCAAACAGCCUGGGUCGGAGGAGCUAUGGGUUUGGUGGGGCUCCUCUGGUAGGAGGCAGCCUCCGUGUGCAUAGCACCCGCUCCCCCCAAUCCUACGCUUAUGCCGCCGAGCAGGAGUCCCUUCUCUCCCACCCACCCCUCUCCCAUCAUCCUCUACAGCCUCAUCAUCCACCUCCGCCCCCACUGUUCCUGUCCAGACACUUUGCUGCGAGGAGGGAUCGACGGGCUCUGUCCCUGGAGCUCCCAGAGCUGCUUCGGGCAGGCGGACAACCCGUGGGCCUGCCCCCCGUCCACCCAGACGUCAGUAGGAGGAGUGGGUCCGGGGCAGGUGGAUCCAUCACUGGAGGGUCUGGCGCUGGUAGUGGUUUAGGAGUGGACCACCGGGACUGUAACGGCAAAGCGCCGGGUCCCCACACACAGCUGAUCACUGAGGUUUUCCCUCAGGUCAAUGCACGCAAGGACAGAGCAGACCUUGAUGAAGAGACGGACUACAGUCUGUGCUUCCGUAUCCAGAAAAUGAUGGAGGUAUACAAGCCAGACUGGUGUGAAACCAGAGAGGAGUGGUCUGUCUACAUGUUCUCCCCUCAGAACAAGUUCAGACUGCUCUGCCAAUCCAUUAUCGCCCAUAAGCUCUUUGACUACAUAGUCUUGGCUUUCAUCUUUCUCAACUGCAUCACAGUGGCUCUGGAGAGGCCGAAGAUCAUGCAAGGCAGCCUGGAAAGACUGUUUCUCACCAUUUCCAACUACAUCUUUACUGCCAUUUUUGUCGCGGAGAUGACUGUCAAGGUGGUGUCCAUGGGUCUGUACCUGGGGGAGACAGCCUAUCUCAGGAGCAGCUGGAACAUUCUAGACGGUUUCCUGGUCUUCGUCUCUUUGAUCGACAUUGUGGUGUCCAUGGCAGGUGGGGCUAAGAUCCUGGGGGUUCUACGUGUUCUUAGGUUGCUCAGGACACUGCGUCCCCUCAGGGUGAUCAGCAGGGCUCCAGGGCUAAAGCUGGUAGUUGAGACCCUCAUCACGUCCCUCAAGCCCAUCGGCAACAUUGUCCUCAUCUGCUGCGCCUUCUUCAUCAUCUUUGGCAUCCUUGGUGUCCAGCUCUUCAAAGGCAAGUUCUACUACUGCGUGGGACUGGAUGUGAAGAACAUCACUAACAAAUCCGACUGCCUGGCGUCCAACUAUCGAUGGAUUCACCACAAAUACAACUUUGACAACCUUGGACAGGCUCUCAUGUCGCUGUUUGUGCUGGCAUCCAAAGAUGGGUGGGUCAACAUCAUGUACCACGGCCUGGAUGCGGUGGGAAUUGAUCAGCAGCCUGUGACCAACAACAAUCCAUGGAUGCUGCUCUACUUCAUCUCCUUCCUCCUGAUCGUCAGUUUCUUCGUCCUCAACAUGUUCGUGGGCGUGGUGGUGGAGAACUUCCACAAGUGCCGGCAGCACCAGGAGGUGGAGGAGGCCAGGCGCCGCGAGGAGAAACGCCAGCGCCGCAUGGAGAAGAAGAGGAGAAAGGCCCAGAAGCUGCCCUACUAUGCGUCUUACGGCCGUGUCCGCCUGGCUAUCCACGCUCUGUGCACCAGCCACUAUCUGGAUUUGGUCAUCACCUUCAUCAUCUGCAUCAAUGUCAUCACCAUGUCUCUGGAGCACUACAGCCAGCCACAGUCUCUGGAGACUGCACUGAAGUAUUGCAACUACUUCUUCACCUCCACCUUUGUGAUUGAGGCCUCUCUGAAACUGGUGGCCUUUGGCUUUCGACGCUUCUUCAAGGACAGAUGGAACCAGUUGGACCUGGCCAUUGUGCUGCUGUCAGUGAUGGGUAUCACCCUGGAGGAGAUUGAGAUCAACGCCUCCCUCCCCAUCAACCCCACUAUCAUCAGGAUCAUGAGAGUGCUCAGGAUAGCACGAGUGCUGAAGUUGCUGAAAAUGGCAACUGGGAUGAGAGCUCUGCUCGACACAGUGGUCCAGGCUCUUCCUCAGGUGGGGAAUCUGGGUCUGCUCUUUAUGUUGCUGUUCUUCAUCUAUGCUGCUCUGGGAGUGGAGCUGUUUGGAGAGCUGGUGUGCAAUGCUGACUACCCCUGUGAGGGAAUGAGCCGCCAUGCCACCUUUGAAAACUUUGGAAUGGCCUUCCUCACACUCUUCCAGGUUUCUACUGGCGACAACUGGAAUGGCAUCAUGAAGGACACGCUGAGGGAGUGUCCACCAGGCCGUCCGGGCAGUGACUACGGCUGUCACGCUGGACUGCAGUUCAUCUCUCCAAUGUAUUUCGUGUCCUUUGUGCUCACGGCUCAGUUUGUUCUGAUAAACGUGGUGGUGGCCGUGCUCAUGAAGCAUCUGGACGAUUCCAACAAGGAGGCGCAGGAGGACGCCGAGAUGGAUGCUGAGAUCGAGCUGGAGCUGGCUCAGGGAGGCCUGUGCUGCAUGAUGGGAGGCAUCGGAGCCAUCGCCGGGGCCACGGGUGGCGCAGCGGGUGGGGCAAGUGUGGGCGGUGGAGUGACUGGUGCAAUUACAGUGGGGACAGUCGGAGGUCCAAGUGGUGGGGUGAUGGCACCGUUGCGAGAUGGAGGAGGAGGCGGUGCAGCUCAGGAGGGACACACAAGCCAUCGAUGUCGGCUCUACUCUCCUGCUCAGGAGAGCCAGUGGCUGGACAGCGUGUCUCUCCUGAUUAAGGACUCGUUGGAAGGGGACAUGAUUGACAACCUCUCCGGUUCCGUUUUCCACCACUACUGUUCUCCUCCGGUCUGCAAGGACUGUAAGAGUCACCCGCAAGAGAUCCGACUGGCAGAGGUGGAGCAGGCAUCUCUGAUGUCAGAGCAGCUGUCAGACAAGUCAUCGUCUCCGGCGCUGCCUGAUGACCUGAGCCUGGACGAACACAGCAGCUACCAGCUGCUGGUCAGAGACAGCCAGAGGGGCAGCAGUGACUCCCGCAGUUCGGAGGAGCUGCCCACCCAGGGGGGCUACAGAGGGCUUCGUCCCUCCAGCUCAGGAAGCGAAAAAGAGAUCCAGGAGUUGUUUGAGGUGGGCGUCCGUCCUCAGUUGAAUCCUCCCUCGUUGGAGCAUCAAAGCCCAACACAUUGCACAGAUGGUGAUGGAGGAAGUUGUAGUGGUGGUGGUGGGCGGUCUUCACCUGUCUUCCACCUACCAGCAGACUUCUUCCACCCAGCUGCCGCAGCUCAUCCAGGCAGCCCUGGGAAUAGUGUUAGCCCAGGAGACCGAGGGCCGUCCACACUGGCCUCUCCAGCCUCCUGGGCCUCCCUUCGCUCACCUGGAGCCAACAGCAGGCCCCUGAGCUCUCAGCACCCGUCCCACAGUGACUCCUCCCUAGCCACAGGUAGUUCAGAGGGCAGCCUGCAGACCACCCUAGAGGAAGGUCUCAGCUUCAGCGUCUCCCCACCUCGGGAUCUGGAUCUCCCUGUGCCUCUUCUCUGCCCCCUCCCUAGUCACCACUUAGAUCCCCAGGUACCAGCCACAGGAGACCAGGGCAACCCUUUAUUAAAGAGACGCAGUACUACUUUUAACCUCCAAGCCACCCGGGGGCACCAGAGGAGCCAGAGUAGUUGCGAAGGCGGCAGCACCAGCCCUGGCUGUCCCCGGCAAGACUCCAUGGACCCUUCAGAUGAGGAUGUGGGCACGGGGACAGGUGGAGAUGGCUGCCGCCAGACCUUCAACAGCGAACACUUUUCAGAAACACUGAACAGCCUCUCGCUGACGUCGCUGCUCACCCCGGGCUCUCUGGCACCCCCACUGGUGAAGAAAUGUAACAGCACAGGGUCUCUGGACCAAACCAGUCUUUCCGCCCGGAGUAAACAUGGACGCCACGUCUGUGGCAUAGAUGCCCAUGGUUACUUGUCCAGUCCUUGGAUGGAAGGAAGGGCGAGAAGUAAGCAGGAGGACAGUGAUAUCACAGGCUUCAGCAUGAAAAGCAGCAGCCAAGCCACAGACACAACCUCCAGGAAAAAUAGAUGA
This is a messenger RNA of Toxotes jaculatrix (banded archerfish), 6615 nucleotides long. Its product is annotated as voltage-dependent T-type calcium channel subunit alpha-1I-like. Lineage: Eukaryota; Metazoa; Chordata; Actinopteri; Toxotidae. Gene Ontology annotation, biological process: positive regulation of calcium ion-dependent exocytosis; sodium ion transmembrane transport; neuronal action potential. Gene Ontology annotation, molecular function: voltage-gated sodium channel activity; low voltage-gated calcium channel activity. Gene Ontology annotation, cellular component: voltage-gated calcium channel complex; plasma membrane; neuron projection. The record is from RefSeq and is a predicted model, not a curated record. The transcript has 37 exons. The coding region runs from base 16 to 6615 and encodes 2199 amino acids.